Fomitiporia mediterranea MF3/22 is the source of this 1605-nucleotide messenger RNA. Its product is annotated as electron transfer protein 1. NCBI's taxonomy places the organism in Eukaryota, Fungi, Basidiomycota, Agaricomycetes, Hymenochaetales, Hymenochaetaceae. The coding region runs from base 256 to 1533 and encodes 425 amino acids. Gene Ontology annotation, molecular function: oxidoreductase activity, acting on NAD(P)H, heme protein as acceptor. Gene Ontology annotation, biological process: heme A biosynthetic process. The transcript is spliced from 3 exons. Gene Ontology annotation, cellular component: mitochondrial inner membrane. The record is from RefSeq and is a predicted model, not a curated record.
UCGCUAUUGGUGACGCUGGCGAGGCCAUGCACUCGCUCAAGCGCUCUGCGGAACGGCUUCUUGCACCAACGGUCAUCUUUCUCAUUUAGCACCGCGUCUGGAAAGCUUUUGCAAGGUCUCUCGCGGUCAACACCGUCACUCUCUUCACUUGCUUCACGGACAUGGAAUACUCAUUCAGGCAACAAUAGUAAAAUUCUUAGCCUUCGCAGAGGAUAUUCUGCCAUACGCGUACCGACCACAAUUCCUGGACGCAUUAUGCAACCGCGAUUCUUCUCUGCUAAUCCGACCAUCCAAUCCCAAUCCGGCACUGAGAACGCGUCUGACCCUCCCGUCCUUACCCCUCCAUCCGUCGGAUACUGGCUUAUGUUUACUACUCUUAUGAUCUAUGGCGUCAUCGUCGUUGGAGGAGUUACCAGACUCACCGAAUCUGGUCUGAGCAUCACCGAAUGGAAACCCGUUUCUGGGAUUAUACCACCGUUGUCUGAACAAGAAUGGGAAGAAGAAUUUGCGAAGUACAAGGAGACUCCGGAAUUUAAAUUGCUCAACUCGAACUUUACCGUGGAUGACUUCAAGCGCAUAUUCUACAUGGAAUGGGGUCAUCGCGUUCUCGGACGGCUAAUAGGCAUUGCUUUCGUCGGACCUCUAGCAUAUUUCGCAUUACGAAGGAAAAUAACGCCAAGUAUGACGAAACACUUCUCCGGCUUAGCCGUGUUACUCGGACUUCAAGGCGCGCUGGGUUGGUUCAUGGUGAAAUCCGGCCUAGAAGAUUCAAUUAUGCAUACUCCAGGAGCUGUCCCGCGCGUUUCGCAUUACAGGCUUGCGGCUCAUCUAGGCGCAGCUUUCGUGUUGUAUGCAGCGAUGUUUAUUACUGGGCAUAAUAUCAUCCGGGAUUGGAAGUUCGUGCAAAUGGGAACGUGGAGUGGACUUAGUGGAUCUGCUUGGGAGAACGUACUCCACCAGCCGCUGGUCAGGAGCUUCAGAACGAAGGCUUGGGCACUUGCUGCACUGGUCUUCUUGACAGCUAUUUCUGGUGCCUUCGUUGCUGGUCUCGACGCAGGACUCCUCUACAAUGAAUUUCCACUAAUGGGCGGCCGCCUUGCUCCUCCAAGCGACGAGCUCAUGAAUCCCUCAUAUGCAACUCGCCCAGACAAGUCGGACAUGUGGUGGCGAAACAUCUUCGAAAACCCGACGACCGUACAGUUCAACCACCGCGUGCUCGCGAUAACAACAUACACUGCAACCGGGAUUCUGUACGCUCUAUCACGCAGGCCUGCGCUUAGGGCUGCACUCCCACCUGCAGCUCUCCGCGUUGCUACGGGAACAUUUGCUGUUGCGAACCUUCAGGUUUUGCUUGGAAUAAGCACGUUAUUGUACCUUGUACCUGUCCCUCUUGCUGCUGCACACCAGGCUGGGAGCGUGGCACUUCUUUCGAUGGCGAUCGUGCUGGCUUUGACACUUCGUAAACCGGGAGCCGUUGCUCAGCUUUGGAGGCGGAGAGCGCAGACAAUGGCUUCAAAACAAUCUAAACCGUAAACCAUUUUCGAACUAUCUUAACAAGGGUUCUAGUUGUCACCUUUUGUAUUUUAGUUUGUCAUAAUACCACAC